GUUGAAAAAAAAUCCAAACUUUACAAAAAAACUAAGCUUGUGCAUCAGAUAAAGUCUGCAGGCUGAGAUCAGAGGACAUACACUCCUGACCGCUCCUGAGCUGGGAUCUAUUUUCUGCUUCACACACACACUAACACACACAGGUACCAUGGCAGAACGGGUGCUGGUGGUGGGCAGCGGGGGGCGGGAGCAUGCGCUGGCCUGGAAGCUGGCCCAGUCUCCGCUGAUUCAGCAAGUCCUGGUCGCUCCGGGUAACGCAGGCACGGCCAACUGUGGGAAAAUCAGCAAUUCAGAGGUGUCGGUGAGUAACCACGCCAUUCUGGCUCAGUUCUGCAAGGAUCAUCAUGUGGGGCUGGUGCUGGUCGGCCCCGAGGUCCCGCUGGCAGCAGGCAUCGUGGACGACCUGACGGCGGCCGGAGUGCCCUGCUUCGGCCCGUCUGCCAAAGCCGCUCAGCUGGAGGCCAGCAAGAGCUUCUCCAAAGCCUUCAUGGAGCGCCACGGCCUCCCCACAGCGAGAUACGGAUCCUUCACCGACGCCCACGAGGCCUGCAGCUUCAUCCGCACGGCCGACUUCCCAGCGCUAGUGGUGAAGGCGAGCGGGCUGGCGGCGGGGAAGGGAGUCAUCGUGGCAGCGGACCAGGACGAGGCCUGCCAGGCUGUGAUGGACAUCAUGAAGGACAGAGCGUUCGGGUCUGCGGGCGAGACCGUGGUGGUGGAAGAGCUCCUGGAGGGAGAGGAAGUGUCUUGUCUGUGCUUCACUGACGGCUCCUCAGUGGCUGCGAUGCCUCCAGCACAGGAUCACAAACGGCUGCAGGACGGCGACCUGGGGCCAAACACCGGCGGCAUGGGGGCCUACUGUCCCACCCCUCAGGUGAGCCAAGAGCUGCUGCAGGAGAUCACAGAGAGCAUCCUGCAGAAGACUGUGGACGGGAUGAGGGAGGAAGGGGCUCCUUAUGUUGGUGUGCUGUAUGCGGGUCUGAUGUUAACCAAGCAGGGGCCAAAGGUCCUCGAGUUCAACUGUCGCUUCGGGGAUCCCGAGUGUCAGGUGCUGCUGCCCCUCCUGAAGAGCGACCUGUAUGAGGUGAUCCUGAACACACUCAGCGGGAAGCUGGCCUCUAGCGCCCCCGUGUGGCACCAGGACAGCUCUGCAGUCACCGUGGUGAUGGCCAGCGCUGGUUACCCCGGCGCCUACAAGAAAGGAGUGGAAAUUACAGGUUUGUCCCAGGAUCAGGACUCAGGGCUGCAGGUUUUCCACGCCGGCACCGUGCUGAAGGAUGGGGCCGUGGUCUCCAACGGCGGGCGGGUCCUGACCGUCACCGCCGUCAGCUCAUCCCUGGAGACGGCCCUGCACACAGCCAAUCAGGGCGUGGCGGCCGUGGGCUUCCCGGAGGCCGUGUACCGCCGCGACAUCGGCCAUCGUGCCAUCACCCACCUGAAGCAGCACAGAGGACUGACCUAUAAGGACAGCGGCGUGGACAUCGCUGCCGGUAACAAGCUGGUGGACAUGAUCAAGCCUCUGGCCAAGGCAACGUCUCGCGCUGGGUGUAAUGCAGAACUGGGAGGCUUUGCUGGGCUGUUCGACCUGAAGGCUGCUGGUUUUAUUGACCCCAUCCUGGUGUCUGGGACGGACGGAGUGGGGACCAAACUCAAGAUUGCGCAGGCGUGCGGGCAACAUGGCGGGCUGGGUCAGGACCUGGUGGCCAUGUGUGUGAACGAUGUCCUGGCUCAGGGCGCCGAGCCGCUCUUCUUCCUCGACUACUUCUCCUGCGGCAGGCUGGACGUGGACGUAGCCGCCUCGGUGAUCGGCGGCGUCGCAAAAGCCUGCGAGCUGGCCGGCUGCGCUCUUCUGGGUGGAGAGACCGCGGAGAUGCCAGGCGUCUAUGCUGCAGGAGAGUACGACUUGGCCGGGUUCUGUGUUGGAGCUGUGGAGCGAGGGGCCCUGUUGCCCAGGAUGGGGGACAUCGCCGAGGGGGACCUGCUGAUCGGACUGGCCUCCUCCGGGGUCCACAGCAACGGCUUCAGCCUGGUCCGCAAAGUCCUGGAGAGGGCCAACCUCAGCUAUAGCUCCCCGGCUCCCUUCGGCACGUCGGGACAGACUGUGGGCGAGGUUUUGCUGACGCCUACCAAGAUCUACAGUCGUCUGCUGCUGCCAAUCCUCCGCAGCGGGGCUGUCAAGGCCUACGCUCACAUCACAGGGGGGGGGCUGCUGGAAAACAUCCCUCGGGUACUGCCCCAGGAGCUGGCAGUCGACUUAGACGCCUCUCGAUGGACCCUCCCCCCAGUGUUCUCCUGGCUGCACAAGGAGGGGUGCCUGAGCGAGGAGGAGAUGGCCCGCACCUUCAACUGUGGCCUGGGGGCCGUGCUGGUGGUGGCCCCUCUGGACGCUCAGAGGGUCCUACGGCAGCUUCAGGCUCCCGAGGAGGCGUGGAUCGUGGGUUCACUGGCCCACAAGCAGCCGGGGGCAGAACCUGUGGUGGUCCGCAACCUGAAGCAUAGCCUGCUGAACGCAGGGCCGACUACCUGCGGAGAGGUGCCUGUCAAUCACAACGGGGGUAGCCAUGGCGACAGCAGCACACCACGCAAGAGGACCAAAGUGGCCGUUCUCAUCUCCGGCACAGGCACCAACCUGCAGGCGCUGAUCGAGCAGGCCCGGCGUCCGUCCAGCUCCGCAGAGAUCGUGCUCGUCAUCUCCAACAGACCCGGAGUUCAGGGCCUGAAGAGAGCCUCACUGGCCGGCAUCCAGACCCGGGUGGUGGACCACAAGCUGUACGGGAGCCGGGCGGAGUUCGACGGCACCAUCGAUCGAGUGCUGGAGGAGUUCGGGGUGGAGCUGGUGUGCCUGGCUGGAUUCAUGAGGAUCCUCACGGGAACCUUCGUCAAGAAAUGGAACGGAAAGCUGCUGAACAUCCACCCAUCCCUGCUGCCUUCAUUUAAGGGGGUGAACGCCCAGAAGCAGGCUCUCCAGACCGGGGUGCGGGUCUCCGGCUGCACGGUCCACUUUGUAGCAGAAGAGGUGGAUGCAGGCGCCAUCAUCGUGCAGGAGGCGGUGCCCGUGCUGAGCGGCGACUCCGAGGAGAGUCUGUGCGACAGGAUCCGAGAGGCCGAGCACCGAGCCUUCCCCGUUGCUCUGGAUCUGGUGGCCAGCGGCACGGUCCGACUCGGAGAGGACGGACACAUCCUGUGGAAGUCCAAUUCACAGAGUUGAAGGACACACAACAAUCCCAGUCUGUUACUUAAAACUAGAAAAAAGAGACACUGACAAAGCAUCAAACAAGGUCACGAUAGUCACUGUUUACUUAACUAAUACCUGCAAACUGACCUUUAUUUUUUAGAUCGUCAUGCUAGGUUGAGAGAUAUGUAGAUUUUCUUGCAUUUAUUCUUGCAAACAUCCAUUAAAUAUCCACAUUUCAUCCUCUUGAGGUGUUCAGAGGCCUCAUUUUGAACUAGAUUACAUUCCACGGGUUUCUUUUUAAUUCAUGUUGGUUGCACUGGAAUUGACCUCCUGAAAAAAGUCCUACUUGUAAUGCUGAUUAGUAUAUAAUACAUUUUUGAAUGUGUGUGUGUAGUUGGAACUGUUAUUUCAUCAUUAAACCUGCCUGGGUCAAUGCAUAUAAUCA
Molecule: messenger RNA, 3617 nt
Organism: Eleginops maclovinus (Patagonian blennie)
Lineage: Eukaryota; Metazoa; Chordata; Actinopteri; Perciformes; Eleginopidae
Gene: gart
Product: phosphoribosylglycinamide formyltransferase
Exons: 23
Coding region: 149-3205 (1018 amino acids)
Biological process (GO): 'de novo' IMP biosynthetic process; adenine biosynthetic process
Cellular component (GO): cytosol
Molecular function (GO): metal ion binding; phosphoribosylglycinamide formyltransferase activity; phosphoribosylformylglycinamidine cyclo-ligase activity
Source: RefSeq, a predicted model, not a curated record